AUGCGGGAGUAUAAGGUGGUGGUGCUCGGCAGCGGAGGGGUGGGGAAGUCUGCGCUCACUGUCCAGUUUGUCACCGGGACAUUUAUAGAGAAGUAUGAUCCGACUAUUGAAGAUUUCUAUAGGAAAGAGAUCGAGGUGGAUUCCUCUCCGUCUGUGCUGGAGAUCCUCGACACCGCCGGCACCGAGCAGUUCGCCUCCAUGAGGGACCUUUACAUCAGGAACGGCCAAGGCUUCAUCCUAGUCUACAGUCUGGUCAACCAGCAAAGUUUUCAGGACAUCAAGCCUAUGAGAGAUCAGAUCAUCAGGGUCAAAAGGUACCAGCAGGUGCCAGUGGUGCUGGUGGGUAACAAGGUGGACCUGGAGGAGGAGAGGGAGGUGUCCCCCAGCGAGGGCCAGGCGCUGGCCGAGGACUGGGGCUGCCCCUUCAUGGAGACGUCGGCCAAGAGCAAGACCAUGGUGGAUGAGCUUUUCGCCGAAAUCGUCAGGCAGAUGGACUUCUGCCCUCUGCCCGACAGGAGAGAGGCCUGCUGCCCCGCCUGCAGUGUUCAGUAGCAGCCGAUCAGCCUGCAGGAGGGGUGAUGGAUGAGAGGAUGCUAGGAAUUAAAAUGCAAAUGAAUUCUUGUUAGAUAGAUUAAAGGAUGGAGGGGUC
Messenger RNA from Scomber scombrus (Atlantic mackerel), 649 nucleotides. RefSeq names its product ras-related protein Rap-2a-like. The record is from RefSeq and is a predicted model, not a curated record. Gene Ontology annotation, cellular component: plasma membrane. NCBI's taxonomy places the organism in Eukaryota, Metazoa, Chordata, Actinopteri, Scombriformes, Scombridae. The coding region runs from base 1 to 552 and encodes 183 amino acids. Gene Ontology annotation, molecular function: GTPase activity; GTP binding; GDP binding. The transcript is spliced from 2 exons. Gene Ontology annotation, biological process: Rap protein signal transduction; negative regulation of cell migration.